AUGUAUCACGAAAUGGCAUUGCUCACAGGGAAUGCAGAUCCUGACUUCAGCUCCUACUCCUUCAAUAACUUGGAAAACCUCUGUGAAGUGCAAACCAAGAAAGGUUUCUUCUACAAAAAGGCCAAGCUUCUGCACCCCGGGGAAGACUUGUGCUGCUUAGCCCGCCUGGAUGACCGGACCAGGUUUGUGAUCAUCAACGUAGGUGGUAUUAAAUACAAAGUUCCAUGGACCACCUUGGAGAACUGCCCCUUGACUAGGCUUGGGAAGCUAAAAUCUUGCAACAAUUAUGAUGAGAUCAUGAACAUCUGCGAUGAUUAUGAUGUUAGCUGCAAUGAAUUUUUUUUUGACCGUAAUCCUAGUGCCUUCAGGACGAUCAUGACUUUCCUGACAGCCGGGAAGCUGAGGCUUCUCAGGGAGAUGUGCGCUCUUUCUUUUCAGGAGGAGCUUGUGUACUGGGGGAUAGAAGAGGACCACCUGGAGUGGUGCUGUAAAAAGAGGUUGCGACAGAAGGAGGAGGAGGCAGCUGAGGCCAAGCUGUAUGAAGGGGAGAUGGUAUUUAGCGAAACUACGCAAUGUGCCUUCCAGGACAAUAGCCGGUUGAAUUUGUGCAUGCGAAAGCUCAGGGACAUGGUGGAGAACCCCCAUUCAGGGAUCCCGGGGAAGAUCUUUGCUUGUAUUUCAGUCUCUUUUGUUGCCAUCACUGCAGUCAGCCUCUGCAUCAGCACCAUGCCAGAUGUCAGAGAAGAAGAAGAUCGGGGCGAAUGCUCACGGAAGUGCUAUGACAUCUUUGUGCUGGAGACGGUGUGCGUGGCCUGGUUUUCCUUUGAGUUCCUGCUGCGGUCCAUCCAGGCAGAGAACAAGUGUGCUUUCCUGAAGACCCCGCUCAACAUCAUCGACAUUCUGGCCAUCUUGCCUUUCUAUAUCUCUCUCAUCGUGGAUAUGGUCUCCACGAAAAACAGCAGCAAGCCCGGUGGGGGAGCUGGGAACAAGUACCUGGAACGAGUGGGCCUGGUGCUGCGCUUCCUGCGGGCUCUGCGUAUCCUGUACGUGAUGAGGUUGGCACGGCACUCGCUGGGGCUGCAGACGCUGGGGCUCACCGUGCGCCGGUGCACCAGGGAGUUCGGGCUCCUCUUGCUCUUCCUCUGCGUCGCCAUGGCCCUCUUCUCGCCGCUGGUGUACUUGGCUGAGAGCGAACUGGGAGCCAAGCAAGAAUUCACAAGCGUCCCCACCAGUUACUGGUGGGCUGUCAUCUCCAUGACAACUGUUGGCUACGGGGACAUGGUGCCUCGUAGCAUCCCCGGGCAGGUGGUAGCCCUGAGCAGUAUCUUGAGUGGGAUUUUGCUGAUGGCUUUCCCUGUCACGUCCAUCUUUCAUACUUUCUCCCGUUCCUACAGUGAGCUGAAGGAGCAGCAGCAACGAGCAGCGAGUAGGCAGAUGCGCCAGCUGGAAGAGAGCACCAAACUCCCAGGUGGUGACAGCACACAGGGGCUCAGCGUCACGCUCCCGCCGGAUGCCGCCGGGCAGGAGGGUCAGCCCGCCAUGGACCGGGAGGCCAAGAGAAGUUGUUGACUCUGAGCAGCUGAAGACGUGUGUUCACAGCACAAGAAGCGGUGGA
Messenger RNA from Gavia stellata (red-throated loon), 1615 nucleotides. It is a transcript of the gene KCNG2, whose product is annotated as potassium voltage-gated channel modifier subfamily G member 2. The transcript has 2 exons. NCBI's taxonomy places the organism in Eukaryota, Metazoa, Chordata, Aves, Gaviiformes, Gaviidae. Gene Ontology annotation, cellular component: voltage-gated potassium channel complex; membrane. Gene Ontology annotation, biological process: potassium ion transmembrane transport; protein homooligomerization. The record is from RefSeq and is a predicted model, not a curated record. The coding region runs from base 1 to 1569 and encodes 522 amino acids. Gene Ontology annotation, molecular function: voltage-gated potassium channel activity; protein binding.